AUGCCUUUUCAUGGCAUCCCCAGCAAAAAUUGCUCCAGUUGCCGGGGAAGACGAAUCAAAUGUGACCGGCUUGAACCGAUUUGUUCACAAUGCAAGAGAGCGGGAAAGCCAUGUGGUGGCUACCGGGAUCUGAGCUCUCUUAUGUUCCGCAGUGAGAAUGAGAGAGCGGCUCAACUCAGUGCCGAAGCGAAGGCCAAAUCAAAAGCUCGUCGCAGACUAGAGGAUGGGCUGGCUCUAGACUCGGACUCCACAUCGGAAUCAAGAGACCCUUCGCCAAAAGCCCUAGUUCGAUAUAAUCGAGUGCAAACGUCAUCAAGCCCCAUUGUCGCCAUACCCACCCCUUUAGAAGACCAGGGUCUCAGGUUCUUUAUUAAUCGCUUUGUGACGCCGAUGCCGAUACGGGUGGGGGGUUGUCUUCAGGUACAGAAUGUGCAAGACACUCUCUUUUUCAAGGAGAUUGAUUAUGAUUCGUCUAUUCGGGAUGCGGUCGUCUCGGUUGGCCUUGCUGCCAUAGCCAAUGUCAACCGUGACAGGUCAUUGCGGAUCUUAUCACGAGAGAAACAUGCACGGGUCAUCAAGGCCGUGCGAGAAGCAGUGGGAGACCCCACUCAAGCUAAUCCAGAUCGAACGUUUCCUUUAAUAGUCAUGUUGAGUCUAUAUGAGAUGGUGAGCUGUGCUCCCAACCAACUGGAUUCCUGGAUGGUGCAUCUAGAUGGUGCUGCUGCAUUACUCAAGCAAUCGACAUUUCGCAAAUUUCUCACGGCCUCGGACCACAGGGCGCAAUUGGGGUUCUAUUUUGUUUCGAUAGUCAAAUAUUUCUCUAGGAGAGAUGGCCACCCAGAUACAUUAAAUUGGUCUCGGGAUCACAUGGCUGACGCUCCAUCCGAGCUGUUACCGGCAGUCAAUCUCAUCGACAUACUGACCAGAUUCAUGAAAUAUGAUGCAUCUCUACGACACGAAAACCCCGGCCCCAGAGCCAUCAUCAGCUCGGCAUUGAUGUUCGAAGCUGAACUCCAUGACUGGGAAGCCAGUUUACCUGAAAGUUGGGACUUUGUUGUCGAAACAUCCGGCACCCAUGCUCGUACCUUUUACGGUCAGUACCAUGUGCACAAGGACGCAUGGGUCUCAAGAAUCUACAAUCACUAUCGCUGGGCACGACUACUCUUCAAUGAAAUAGUUGUAUCCACGAUAUCACGUUUGAAGCAGCCCACAUCUAAAGAUGCAAUUCGGCGACAACAGUCAUUGGAAACGAUAUCGCGCAUGGCAAUCGGAAUAUGCACCGGGGCUGCAAGUCAUGAGGCAAUAUCUCAGCGGGGGCUCACUUCCGAAAACCCAUCACCCCUGCCGCCUCUCAAUGGUGUCUUCAUGAUGCUGUUCCCAUUGGCGAUGGCAGGAGGCGCGGCAGGAGCUCCAGAUCAUGUUCAUGAUUGGGUGGUUGGGACGCUUGAGCAGAUAGGAUGUACCAUGGGGAUUCAACGGGCGUUCGAGAUGAUACCCCUGCUGAAACAAUCUCAUGCAAAAUGGAAACAAGAACAGAGGCAAUGGGAGCAAGCACAUAUGCUUUUAUAG
Messenger RNA from Penicillium salamii, 1569 nucleotides. The record is from the annotation of a GenBank genome assembly. NCBI's taxonomy places the organism in Eukaryota, Fungi, Ascomycota, Eurotiomycetes, Eurotiales, Aspergillaceae.